AUGAGCACAUCGCCACACUCGACUCCUGAGGAGUUUUUGAAAGCUGUGCCAGACGUUUUUGCGCUGGCAAACGAGGGCCAGAACUCAAUAAACCUUUCUGUCAAGAGACUGGUAACACAGGACCCAGUGGAGGGCAACGACGAGUUCAAUGCUUCAGAGCUGCCCCAGUUCGACGUAUCAAAGAAGUCGCAGUUUACCAAGGUUCCCCAGAACGCUAACAACAAGCAGUACGACGUGCUGGUCAGACUCAAGAAAGGAUCGGGCGAGGGCGUAAUAAAACACUCCACGGUAGUGAAGGCCGAGGCGCUGGAUAAGUUCUGGAAGGACUAUUCGGCAGCGAUAAAGUCCGGGAUGGUGGGCCUUGUCAAAAAGAAGAAGAAGAAGGCCAAGGCCAAGAAGUCUCAGAGAAAGUGA
Messenger RNA from Lachancea thermotolerans CBS 6340, 414 nucleotides. It is a transcript of the gene SRP14, whose product is annotated as RNA-binding signal recognition particle subunit SRP14. The transcript has a single exon. Bases 1 to 414 code for a protein of 137 amino acids. Gene Ontology annotation, cellular component: signal recognition particle, endoplasmic reticulum targeting. Gene Ontology annotation, molecular function: endoplasmic reticulum signal sequence receptor activity; 7S RNA binding. Lineage: Eukaryota; Fungi; Ascomycota; Saccharomycetes; Saccharomycetales; Saccharomycetaceae. Gene Ontology annotation, biological process: SRP-dependent cotranslational protein targeting to membrane. The record is from RefSeq and is a predicted model, not a curated record.